Molecule: messenger RNA, 1455 nt
Organism: Lagopus leucura (white-tailed ptarmigan)
Lineage: Eukaryota; Metazoa; Chordata; Aves; Galliformes; Phasianidae
Gene: PRKAR2A
Product: protein kinase cAMP-dependent type II regulatory subunit alpha
Exons: 11
Coding region: 16-1218 (400 amino acids)
Biological process (GO): regulation of protein phosphorylation
Cellular component (GO): cAMP-dependent protein kinase complex
Molecular function (GO): cAMP-dependent protein kinase regulator activity
Source: RefSeq, a predicted model, not a curated record
GGUCCCGCCGGCACCAUGAGCAUCGAGAUCCCGCCGGGCCUCACCGAGCUGCUGCAGGGCUACACGGUGGAGGUGCUGCGGCACCGGCCGGCCGACCUGGUGGGCUUCGCCGCCGAGUAUUUCACCCGGCUGCGGGAUGCCCGCGAGCGGGAGGCGACCGGCGACGGCCGGAGGGUGGUUAGCUUCGACGGGGAGCCCAUGCAGACCGAGUCCAACGGCGAGGAGGAGCCCGAGCGCGGUGACGAGGACUCCGACUCCGACUUCGAGCCUCCAGUCAUUAACCGAUACAACAGAAGAGUAUCAGUCUGUGCUGAAGCUUUCAAUCCGGAUGAAGAGGAAGAAGACACGGAGCAGAGGAUAGUUCAUCCAAAAACAGAUGAACAGCGAUGCAGACUGCAGGAGGCAUGCAAAGAUAUCCUGCUCUUCAAAAAUCUAGAUCAGGAGCAGCUUUCUCAAGUCCUUGAUGCCAUGUUUGAGAGGAAGGUGAAACCUCAUGAACAUGUGAUUGAUCAAGGGGAUGAUGGAGACAACUUCUAUGUCAUUGAGCAGGGACUGUAUGAUAUUGUUGUAGCAAAAGACAACCAGGCGCGCUGUGUGGGCCGCUAUGAUAACCAUGGCAGUUUUGGGGAACUGGCGUUGAUGUACAAUACUCCUAGAGCUGCCACCAUUGUUGCCACAACAGAAGGAGCCCUUUGGGGACUGGAUCGAGUGACAUUCAGAAGAAUUAUAUUGAAAAACAAUGCAAAGAAGAGGAAGACGUACGAGUUAUUUAUUGAGUCUGUACCCCUUCUCAAGUCCUUGGAGGCAUCAGAACGAAUGAAAAUUGUGGACGUUAUAGGAGAGAAAGUGUAUCAGGAUGGGGAACGUAUCAUUUCUCAGGGCGAUAAAGCAGAUUGCUUUUAUAUUGUAGAAUCUGGUGAAGUAAAAAUCAUGAUUAAAAGCAAGACUAUGAUGAGUAAGGAAGCUAACCAAGAAGUAGAGAUUGCCCGGUGUCACAGAGGGCAGUAUUUUGGAGAGCUUGCACUUGUUACCAACAAGCCCAGGGCAGCCUCUGCCUAUGCUGUUGGAGAGGUCAAAUGUUUAGUCAUGGAUGUGCAAGCAUUUGAGAGGUUGCUUGGACCCUGCAUGGACAUUAUGAAGAGGAAUAUAACGCAUUAUGAGGAGCAGCUGGUGGCAAUGUUUGGCUCAAGCAUGGACCUGUUGGAUCCAGGGAAUUAGGCACAGGGUACCUCAGUGCCUUCUUAGUUCAAGACACAAAAAAGCCUCCUAUCAGCAACACAACUCACAAGGAAAAUGGACACUACGGAACAGUUAAUGCUGCUGUCUUCUUGGGCAUUUUAGAAACCAUAAGCAAGUCUCGGCACAGAUGGAUUGCUCACUCCCUGCCUCCACUUUGCUGCUGAUACUUCAUUAUUAGACCUAGAUUAAAAAUGGUUCUAACUUUGAGUUCUCUUA